UGCGCAGGCGUCUGGGCUCGAUUUGGCGCAUGUGCAGUAGCGCCGGUCAUCCCUGGAGCUUCAAGCUGAAAACAGAGCUGGACAAAAUGAUGAUAAAGCAAUAGAUGCAGCAGUAGGUUGAAGAUGGCCAUCUUUCAUACCCCAAAAGAGGCUUUCAGUGCCUUGCGUCCAAUUUGUGUUAAGAUAACAAAGGAACAGAAUGUCAUCAAUGUACAAUGCCUUCAGUCCCAGCUGCAGAAGGUUGGGGAUGCUGCAUUACAGGAACUGCAGGAGUAUGUCUUGUUUCCACUUAGAUUUUCAUUGAGGACACCUGGUCUGAAGCAAGAAAGAUUUGUCCAAAGUGUAGUAGAAUGCAUUCAUUUUAUAAUUUCUAGAACAUGCGUGCAGAAUCAACAACAACUUUGUGACAUCUUCUCUGAAUUUUCUCUUUGCCUGUCCUCUCCAGGAAACCAUGGAAAGCUGGCCACUAUCUCAGAGGAGCUUAAAAUGGCUGUUGUCCAAGGUCUCAUUGCCCUGCUUCAUUCAGCAUAUGGUGACAUUUUGCUAUGUCUCUACCAACCACGCAUGCUUCCUACACAAGGAUUUGUUAUUUCUCUGCUUUUAGACAUUGCUGAACAUGAAAAAUCAAGACAGCUUCGGGUCCUGGCCCUAAAGUGUUUGCUGCUUUUGAUAUUACAGUGUGAUUGCCCAGAUACGCACUGUUCAUUUGACAGCAGUGACCUCCUUCAAGUUGGAGAUGCAUUUGCCUCAUUUUUGCCAGGAAUCGCUUUAGGAAUGUCACGCAUAAUUUCUGGAGAUAUUAAACAGGGUCACUUAGUAACAACCUAUGCCAUUAAGGUUUGGUAUAAACUGGUGGGCUUAGUCAUGGCCAAUGACCAAGUGUCCAAGAAUCACCUUGACAAGAAAAUGCUCUUUGUAGAGGACAGUAAACUUGCUGACCUUGUAAUCUGUAGGAAACCAGAAUGGGUGAAAGACACUGCAAACAAAUUAGAUGUAUUAUUACAGAAACUCUGUAGCUGUGCUACUGGCAACCCACAUUGGAAAGUAAGGUUGGAAUUGGUUGAGCUAGUCUACCAUUUGCUGUCUUACUGUAACAAAUCACUGAAACAAUCUAUUGGCCAUUUGCUGGAAAUUCUGGUUGGCCUUGUAGGUGAUGAGAGACCAGAAGUGCAUACCAGAUGCGGUCAAGUUUUGAGAAAUGUCUCUGAGCUCUGUAUGAUAUGCGAGAACAAAGAUUUUACAGAUGUGCUCUCCGAAAAUUUGCACGCACUCACAACUGCUCUUCCAAGACUUAUGAGAACACUGGAUGACCAGAAUAAAUUGAAAUCCUUGGGUUUAUUACUUGGCUACUUAAAGUUAUUAGGACCCAAAGUGAAUGUUAUAUUAAAUUCAACUGUUCACCUUGGCCGUCUUUCAAAAGCACUGAUGCAAAUCCUAGAGUUGGAUGUCACGGAUGUGAGAAUUGUGGAAGAGAGACGUUUGAAUUCUGAAGCUGAUGAUCUGCAACAUCCAAUGUCCUUUCUGUCUGGCUGGGAUCACUUAAGACUGGGAAACAAGCCCACUAUGAAGAGAAAAUACUUCAAGCAUUUUACCGAAGAAUGUGUGUUUGCACUUCUCCAGCAGACUUGCAGAGUUUUAGGUUACCAUGGCAAUCUGUAUCUGCUCGUGGAUCAUUUCAUUCACCUCUACCAAGAGUCAGUGUUGUAUAGGAAACAGGCUGCAAUAGUGAUUAAUGAAGUGUUGUUGGGGGCUGCAGGGUUAGAUGUGGAUGUUCUGCAUGAAAGAGAAACUCCAGUUAGUGUAGAUGAUCUCAAGGCAACUGUGACUUCCAUUAUCGAGGAAUACGUAAGCAGGGCUAACUGGGAUCUGGUAACAAGUAUCGAGUCAGAGCAUGAGGCUAGCCUCAAUACGAACCAACCAACAUUUCUGGGUUUUACUAAAGGAUCCCACAGUGGUUGCCUUCACACAAGUCAAAGUCUAACUGUUCACACUAUGAACAGCAAUAUCUGGCAAAUCUGCAUUCAACUUGAAGGAAUUGGCUAUUUUGCUCAGAUGCUAAAUAAGGAAUUUCGUCAACUUUUAAUGACUUCUCUUUACCCAGUGAUAGAAAAAGUUGGAGCUGAGACUUUGCUUAUUAGUCAAACAGCUACAAGGACAUUAAUAGAUCUUUGCCAAGCCUGUGGCUAUGAUUCACUUCAAGAAUUGAUAAAUCUGAAUUCUGACUAUCUUGUGAACACUAUUUCCCUCAACCUGAGAAGACUAACUCAAUAUCCUCACACACCCCGUGUUAUUAGUGUCAUGUUUAGCUAUUCCGAUGCCAGUCUGCUACCUUUGGUUGAUGAUGUGGUUCAAGAUGUGCUGCUGUCUCUUGAUCAUUACCACAAUGAAAAGGCUCAUCUAAUUUUCAAUGUCCUCCAUUCACUAAUGACAGCUUUAGCUCACUGGUUUCCACCGAAGGAGCCUGCUCAGAAAGAAGAGAGACCUCACAAUAAGGCCUGUAAUUCUGCUACCAAAGCAAAAGAGAUCCAGUGCUUUUUCAAGGAUUAUCAGAAGCAGAAGCAUUUGGCUGAAGGGGAUGUUGAAGAUAUUGAUUCGGACCAAACAGAAUAUGAAAUCUCUGAUCAACUGGAACCUGACAUUACUUUUGACCACCCUGAUGUGAAGAAGGAGCUCCCUGCUCAUAUCCAAAUUGCUAAAGAUGUGAUGGAGAGGUGCAUUCACCUUCUGUCAGACAAAAGCAUUAAAUUACGUCUAAAGGUACUGGAUGUUUUGGAACUGUGUGUGGUUGUUCUCCAGAGUAAUGUGAAUGAACUACUCCCAAUGGUACACCGGGUAUGGAGUCCUUUUGUGCAAAGAUUGACCAGUGAUGAUCCCCUCGUGGUCCUUAGGGCAUUCCAGGUGCUAUGCAGAUUGGCAGACACCUGUGGUGAUUUUCUGAAGAGUAGAGUUUCGAAAAACAUUUUGCCAAAGGUGAUUGGAUCUUUAGUCAGCCAAGCCCCUGUCAGUGCAAAGGCUGGGCCUAUUUAUAGCCACACACUCGCCUACAAACUCCAAUUAGCUGAGCUUCAAGGCCUUGGAAAACUCUGUGAGAAACUGGAUCUUGGUGAAACCGAUCUAGAUAUGGUUGCCAACACUUGCCUACCAUAUCUGAGUAGCAGACAACCACCGAAACUCCAGGAUGCAGCUUGCAGUGUUUUUUACCACCUAAGUGAAGUUGAUCCUGAUGCCACAUGGCUCAUUUUAAAUGAAGUUUAUUGUCCAAGUACUUAUGAUCCGCCACACUUCAGCCUCCCACCAAUACACCUGACAGGAAUGGGAAAACAGAGGAAUGAAUUUACUGAUAAUGUUCUUCAACUUCUGCAAGAGUUUGAAUGACUCAGAAAUUUGUGGUAGUUGGCAGUGCCAAUCAUACCUAAAGCUCCCCAUGUUCAGACUGCUAAUAUCAGCCUUGGUGCAAGGAAUGAGAAAAACUGAGAAAAGGCAUACAGCUGAACCUCCCACCAGUUUCUGUGGCUCGUUGUAUAGCAGCACCUUCAAGGUUUGGACACAUUUACCUUUUCAACCACUGACAAGGAUAACAGAAAAACCAAGAAAAUAUAGAUGACAAAAGUAUCUCAAGGGGACGUCUUAAAGAUUCAAACAAUCGCUGCAGAUAUCUAGUACAGAUUGAACCAAUCACUGGAAAAACUCAGCAAGUGUUGCAGCAUCUCUGGAGGGAAAGCAAAGUUAACAUUUGUGAUCCAGUGACAUUCUUCGAACUGAUCAAUUUCUGUUUUUGUUUCUGAUUUCCAGCAGCCACAGUUCUUUGGUCUUUUUUGUCUUGCACGGAUUGGUUUCAACAUCUUGUAGCUGGGUCUAUAAUGUGUUAUGAUUCCUCUCCUUGCUAUUUUUUAGCUUUCCUGUAUUAACCUGUGCAACUAUGGGAUGAAUGGGACAAUCCCACAACACCAUGUUAUUAACCAGCAGUGGGAUGAAAUCCUAAACAGAGAUAACUAGGUUUUUUUGGUUACUUUGUAUUCAAAACUGAUUAAUCUUCUGCUCAUCAAGGUUGAAUGGAUUGAAUUCCUCAAAUUCUGCAACAGUUUUAGGUUGCAUUAUAUCUGAACAAUAUCAUCAAAGGGCUACAAAAUAUAAUUGGAUGACUCGUACAUCUGGUGUUCAUGCAAUCAAUAUUGGUACACGCAAGGAAACUCAGUAAUAAAUGCACUAGUGUUUUCAACCUAA
This is a messenger RNA of Chiloscyllium plagiosum (whitespotted bambooshark), 4224 nucleotides long. RefSeq names its product TELO2 interacting protein 1 (gene tti1). Lineage: Eukaryota; Metazoa; Chordata; Chondrichthyes; Orectolobiformes; Hemiscylliidae. Gene Ontology annotation, cellular component: cytoplasm. The record is from RefSeq and is a predicted model, not a curated record.